Messenger RNA from Stereum hirsutum FP-91666 SS1, 1666 nucleotides. Its product is annotated as alpha/beta-hydrolase. Gene Ontology annotation, biological process: proteolysis. The record is from RefSeq and is a predicted model, not a curated record. Lineage: Eukaryota; Fungi; Basidiomycota; Agaricomycetes; Russulales; Stereaceae. The transcript is spliced from 16 exons. Gene Ontology annotation, cellular component: fungal-type vacuole. Gene Ontology annotation, molecular function: serine-type carboxypeptidase activity. The coding region runs from base 41 to 1549 and encodes 502 amino acids.
UUCCCCUGCCCUUUUCUCGACUUUCCUCGAGUGCUCGGCCAUGACCAGGAUGGGCCCUUUACGCAUUCUGGUUAUUUUUGUAUCCUUCUUCCUCACAAACGCUCUAUCGCGUUCAACCAACGCCACCACCCUCGAGCCCUCCAAACGCGACUUUGUUUCCUCCCGUCGCAAUCGACUUCCAUCUCUUGCACGUAGAGACGACGAAACAGAAGGAUUCAAUUCGAGCUUCAGCGUUGUGAAGAACUCGGGAGUAUGUGAGACGACGCCUGGCGUUGGCCAGAUAUCAGGCUACGUAGAUGUUGGGGUCAAUAUGUCCAUGUGGUUCUGGUUCUUCGAAGCUCGCGAGAAUCCCGAAACGGUACCAUUCACGCUCUGGUUGAACGGGGGUCCAGGGUGUUCGUCGAUGAUUGGAUUGUUUCAAGAGAACGGCCCAUGUCACAUAUUAGAAGAUGGACAGACGACGGAGUUGAACCCGUUCAGUUGGAAUAACAUCAGCAACAUGAUCUACAUCGACCAGCCCAUCGGAACAGGCUUCUCUUUCGGUACGGAUACGGUCAACUCUACAGAGGCGGCGGCUCCGUUCGUGUGGGAGGCAUUCCAGCUGUUGUUCGAGAGUGGGGAGUUUUCGAAGUUUCAGUCGAGAGAUUUCAUAUUCGCGACCGAAUCGUACGGCGGACAUUAUGGGCCUGCGUUCGUCACGUUCUUUGAUGAGCAGAACGCGUUGAUAGACGCUGGGGAGAUCGAGGGUGAGAAGAUCGUGGUUAGUGCGUUGAUGAUCAACAACGGCUGGUACGACCCCCUCAUCCAAAACGAAGCCUACGUCCUCUUCGCGAUGGAUCCCCCGGGCUACACUCCCUGGCUGAACGACACCCAACUUUCAGCCCUUAAUACCUCCUUCUUCGAGCCGGGGGGAUGUGAGGAGCAGGAGAUCGCGUGUGAGGCGUUGAGGAAUACGGAUAGUGCGAAUCGGACGGUGGAUGAGGUGUGCAUCAAGGCGGACAAUUUUUGUGUCGAAAAUGUCUUCGUGCCCGCUUUCGGUGACCGGGACGUCGAUGACCUCCGACAAAACUCUUCGGCGCUGUUCCCACCGGAGUUUUACCUCGACUUCCUGGCGAACGAGACAAUAAAGGCAUUGAUUGGGGCCACGAGCACAUACGGCGAAUGUCCCGACGCACCUGAUGAGCUGUUCGAGAGGACGGGGGACGACGCACGAAGUUGGCUGAAAGAGCUGGGCGAUCUCGCGAAUUCGGGAUUGAAGCUGCUUAUCUGGGCUGGUGAUGCUGAUAUCAACUGCAACUGGAUAGGCGGCCACAACUCCGUCCUAGCAAUGGACUGGUUCGGCAACGAAACUCUCCAUGCGACUCCGUUGACCAAUAUCACGAUCAGCGGCGUGAAUGGGGGUGAGCCUGUUGCUGCGGUGCAGAAUGUUGAGAAUUUCAGCUUUGCGAGAGUGUAUCAGUCGGGACAUGAAGUGCCUGCGUUCCAACCCGCCACCGCACUCGAGGUCUUUCGACAGAUCAUCAAUAUGGAGCAGUUGCAUUCUGUUUGAGGUUCUGCAUACGGGGGACCUUGAUCUACGAAACGUAUGGACAAGUAGACGGUGGUAUGUAUGGAACUGAAGAUGUCUUGGUAUUUUAGAGGAAACCAAUGGAAAUGCGCUAUCGCA